GUGUACCGAUGCACGUUCCACCGAGGCUGGUGGAUCAGUAGCGCAGGAGCGAGUAUCGGGAGUGGUCGGUUGGUGGGCGUUCAGUGUAUUUUUUUGUUUGCGACAUUCUUGCCUCGUUGAAAAGACGAGAGCGGCCGCCGCGCGCCAGGGAGGAGGGUAACCGCUGUCGUGCUUCCGCGUGUGUACGUGCCCAAAAAAUGUAAUAUGGCGAUGGUCGCGUCGAACAUGAGCGGCCACAUACAGAAGCAGCUCACCAGAAGCCUCGAGCGAAUCCUGGAGGAAGCGCACUUGAGCGGUGAGCUCAAGUUGAGCGGCCGGAAGCUAAAGGACUUCCCAAAAGUCGGGAAAACCGGAUCCAGCAAGUACAAUCUGCAGGAUACAGUUUUCGCCGAUCUGUCGAAGAACCGUUUCGCUGAGCUACCAGAAGAAGUCACCGAGUUCCCGUUCCUCGAGAAGCUUCAUCUCUACCACAAUGCCAUAAGAAUAAUACCGGAAACAGUGUCGAUGCUCCAGUCGCUCAACUACCUCGAUCUUAGUCGGAACCAAUUGACGUCGCUACCUCGGGAGAUAUGCAGGCUACCGCUCCAAACGUUACUGGUCGCUCACAAUAGAUUAGCAUCGUUGCCGGACGAAUUGGGCAGAAUGUCGGCGCUGGCCGAGCUCGACGCUGGCUGCAACGAAAUUGCGAACCUGCCGCCCAGGAUGGGCGAUCUCGCGAGGCUCAGGUCCCUGGACCUGAGGAGCAACAUGCUCGUGCACCUGCCCAUUGAACUGACGUACCUGAGACUGGUGAAGUUGGACAUCAGCGGCAACCGAAUAUCCGUGCUGCCGAACGAGAUGAGGAAGAUGAAGAGCCUGGUCGACUUCCGGCUGUCCGAUAACCCUUUAACCUCGCCGCCUGCCUCGCUAUGCAUUCGCGGGCGAACGCACAUCUUCAAGUACUUGGAGAGACAGGCGGCGAAGCACGAGAGGGCCAGAGGCGGCCGCGGCAGGAGGACGCCGCUGGACGUGAGAGGUCACGCGACCCUGGACACGCGGUCCCACAGGCGACACAACGUCGACAGCGGGUACAGCACCAGCGAUGGCGUCGACAAACGCUGGUCCCAAGAGAUCCACAGCGCGGUGCACGACGGAGAGAUUCGAGGUCUAUGGCGGCAAGAAUGUUCGCCGCUUUCGAUCACUCUGCCGCACGAGCAUGCGAUCGUGAACGGAUCCUGCAGCGGGACCUCCACCCCGAGCACCAUCUCGCCCGGCGAGCACACGUCACUCGAGGACGAGCUUGGCAAGGCGAUGAUACUGCACGAUCAAUUGGAAAAGAGGAGGCUGGAGAGGAGCACCUCGGAGAACGGCGCCGACGUCAGAAGACCGAUGACCUCUGGCCUCUAUCACGCGUCAAUUACGCCGCCGGGCCCCCUGGAGACCUCUCACUUGAACCAAGCCCCGUCGGCGUCGGCGAACACCCAGCCGGUUCAGCCUCUGCACAGCACGACCGCGAACGCUACCUCUUUGCUGAACGGAGACGAGAAGAGGCCUCUGAAUCACAUCCAAACGUACAGGGAGUACAAGGAGGCGUUGAGACAACAGAGGGCGAGCGAGGGGCCCAGCGUGUACAGGCCCCGGGAACAGGUGACACCGCCCGGCAAUGAAUCGCAGAACAACGAGACGGACUCGAGCAACAAUAAGGAAGCCGUCGCUCUGACCGGCAAACAGAUCUUCAACGAGGAGAACGCCACGAAGAGACCAGUGCAGAAAGUGACGCCGUCGCGCAUCAACUAUCAAAACACGCCGAUCAUCAAUGGCAGCAACAGCGAGUACAAUAAUAAGAAUGGCAAGUACCUCGAGCAGCCGUACAAGAAGCCUAACUCGCCGAUCAAGACCUCGACGAGCAUUCUGUCCGCGGGCACUAGUCCCGGACACACUCCCAGACUAGUCAAAACUGCUGUUGGCUACGUGGAAGGUAACAAGAGUCCUAGCAGAAACGGCGGGAGCCCGAAGUCUCCGCGGUCGGUUACAUGGAACAGCAACGUUCCGGAGAAAUACUCGUUCACGAUGAGACGGGAGUUCGAGCGUGCCAAGGAAGAGGCUGACUUGAUAGAGCAGCUCAGGAAUCAUAUAGAGACAAGGCUGAAAAUGGCGCUGCCGGAAGACCUCGCUCCGGCGCUGACGGACGGUGUCGUCCUCUGUCACUUGGCGAACCACGUGAAGCCACGGUCGGUUGCCAGUAUUCACGUUCCUUCGCCUGCAGUGCCCAAGCUGACGAUGGCGAGAUGCAGGCGCAACGUCGACAACUUCCUCGAGGCGUGUCGGAAGAUAGGCGUUGACGAGGAGGUGUUAUUGGACGCGGACGCAAUCAUGGACGUGGGUUACAUGGACGCGUACGGGCUGGAGGCUCUGGCGCGUCUCGUCUCCGCUCUUCUCCUUCUCCGCGACGAAGGAGAGAACGAUACCGAAGAGCCGGCCGCAGGUUCAUCCCGUACGAUUCAGGACCGCGUUCUCUCCGCGAUGCUUUUCGCCACAUUCCUAACCACCCUUGUUCUGCUCUAUCUCUUCCCGGUCCCCGAUUAAGCGGUGCGAGACGAGACGGGAACAGAAUGAGACCGAAAUGAGCGACGAAGACGAGAACGCCAGAGCGCGAAAAACGAUGGAUCGAACACGACGACGCUCGGAAGGAGAAAUGUGGCACGAUCGAAGAUGGGAUAGCUCCGAUGUACCGAGCCGCGGCGACCCGUUGCGACGCGGCAAGCUCGGAAUUUCGCUCCUUCGACGAGUCUAUCGUCGCCGAGUCGUCGGCCCGCUCGAUCGGACCGCCGCGCGAUACUCUUCCUGCCUCGCCCGCCAUUUUAGUACCUCUAGAGCGCGGCAUAAUCUUCUCAUGCGUUUCCCUUCUCUUUUCUUUCGCGCCCGUUUGCUUAGAGCGAAGGACUGAGUGUCGCGCAGAGUCACCUGGCAUGUCGGUGCCGAUGAUCGUCGAGCUGACAAUGAUUCCUUUGGAAAGAGUAUCCGUGUCUCUUUCCAUCGAUAAUUCGUUAAUAUCAAAGUCACUCGUGGUGAUUUUUAAAACGCUCGAGGCUCGCCGUUCGUCGACACCGUUACUCUUCGUUGCCGAAAGCGUCUUCCCAGCUCUUUCGCGCAACGAGCAUCGCUACCGAGUCGAGCUACCUCGAAGCCGCCAGUUUCCCUGACGAGGGCAGACAAACACCGCUUCGCUUUGUAAACUUCGAUUUAGUUGCCGCGAACCGCAUCGCGGCCCCGCAGCUUCCACCGGUUCCGUUCGUUUCUUUCGCUCUGUGGUUCGGCGGCGGCGUGCAAGUACCACGCGAUAGACCCUAAGCACGAGGAUUUUUGAUCGUACAUUUAGCCCGCCUAGUUGUAGGAAACGCUACGUAGUGCGUAGGUUAGAUAAGUAUACUUGUUGGUACGACCCUGAACUAGGGCUCGGGCGUUCGCUUCGCCCGAGUUCCGGUCAGCACUUCGCUAGACGUCCCGCGACGAAACAGAACGCACAAUCAAAGAACUGAAUCAAAGCUGAACGCUCGCACGUUGAAACCGGAUCGUCUGUCGAACUCGUUUCUAAAGAUUGAUCGUCGCAUGUCCGGGGAGGCUGUAUUGUUGGGCAAACGUCGACGAGAGAAUAGUAUUUUCGUACGAGUGAAGCCUGGUCUCCAACGAUAUCGGUGAUGCCCGCAGGAAUAUCUUCUCUGUCCGGUGAAAGGUCGACGAAUCUCUCGUGGGAGACACGACGGAGACACGAAAGGAAUCUUCUUAGAUGGUACCCGCGGUACAGGACCGUCCGCCGGGCGGCCUGGUUCGAGCAGAGCAGAGCAAAGCAAAGCAAAGAGAAUGAGAAUGAGUAUGAGUAUGAGAAUGAGGAUGAGAAUGAGAAAAGAAAAGGAUGCUAGUAUUUUUUUAACGUUCGACCAAUGAAAUCGCCUACGGCUCUUUCAGAAUUGAUGGGUCUGUGAUAGGUAGCCUUCGAGUACUACAGAAUUCGCAAACAAGGUGCUAGAGAUCUCUUUCUGUUUCGAGGAUUUCCUAUUUUGGUACGUAGAUUGUUAACGCACAAGUCGACACUUCUUUCGAGGGUCCCUUCGUUCCAGCAUUCGUUUCCUUCGUUCACGUAGGAGCCAACAUGGAAACCGGAAAAUCGCAUCCCUCGACACGGUACAAAGAUGGUUCAAUUUUUCUUCUUCUUCUUCUUCUUCUUCUUCUUCUUCUUCUUCCCUCGUCCUCCGUUUCUUUCGGCCAAAGUGCACGAUCGGUUCGCGACGAAAUCAUAGACACCAAGUUCUUCCUCUUCAGAGACAACUUCGUGUCUGUUCGUUCGAGCUCCAAGCGGCGCGAUGGCGCUUCUCUAUUUAUUAUUUCUCUUUUCAUCGUUGAAAAGUGCCGGUCUAUCGGUUCGAUAGAGGAUUAUCACUUAGCACACUAUCGGCGGGUAACAUGAGCUUGACUCACGUAUAGCGAAAAUUAGUGAAGUAUGAAAAAAGUGCAUUUUUUAGAAAACAUGUAAUAUCUUCACAUCUAAUAGUAGGAUUUCAAUGAAAUUUGGAAAAUAGGUAUCCCAUAGUAUUUCCAAGAUGUAGAUGAAAUUUAAAAAAAAAUUCAAUUGUUAAUUUAGUUUUUUAUUACUUCAUUUAAUGUAUAACAUGGACCAAACAAUAAUUGUUAAUUUUCGAAAGUAUUAAAAGUUCACGUAGUAAGAGAAAAGCGUAACAAUGUUUAGGAAUAUUUUAUUAUUCAGUUUCUUAUAUAGUAAUUUUAUUGACUCUAAUAUUUUUUCAAUGUAUGGUAUUUCUGAAAACACUCACCCCUACGAAGGGGAAUCUGACAAAACUUACACAUAUAAGAAGUUCAACUUUUCUUUUUAUGCACUGCACAAACACGACAUUAAAAAAUUACGACUGCCCAAAAAUUAGUGAUAAUGAAAAGAACAAGCAUUGGUAAGUGUUACUAACACUUAGCGUACGUUCUGCAUAAAAGGUAUUAAUACCCUUCCCGCCGAUAGUGUGUUAAUAUCACUUAUUUAUUUCUUUUCCUUCUAAUUACUCAGCGUUAUUUCUCUUACCCUACAACUGGAAAAAUGAAAAUUUCUCGUAAAAAUAGGAAAAUGUAAUUCAGAUUCUAAAUCGAAAGGAGAGAAACGCCAUCGCGCCGCUUGGCAUUUUUCGACCGGAUUCGAAACGGUUUAUUCCAGAACAGUCGUCGCGGCGACGUUUCGUCAAGGACCACUCGUCCGCAUUCGGCCAUACGGCGACGAACGAAAACGAUACCAUUCACGCGACUUCACCGGCCAAGCAAUUCGGCCGUAGCCUAAGAUGUUCUACAUAUUUUCGUAUAAACGCGAGUUUCGGCGGGAGAGAGACGAGGUGUAGCGCGGCAAACCACGUGUAUCGUUUAGAAUCGCAUUAUACGCGCGUAUAUCAUAUUCUACGCGUAAUAUAUCCGUACGAUAAGGGAUUAUUGUCUAUGAGUAAGGAGUUUUCGGAGGAACGAGUCUUCGAGCCGCGAUUAACUUCCAGGUUUCGUUUCGAGCAACCCCUUGCCUUAUCGCGUCGAAUCGAUCUCGCGAUAAAGACACUCGGCGGAGUCCCUCGCACGUUAUCCAAUUCACACCGACUGAAGUUAGAUAGCUUCCCGAUUAUCAAUAUUGUAACGUAACGCUCUGUACGUCUCUUAAACAUUUCCGAUUAUCGAUACUUCACGUUUACAACGCACUUAAUCUCGCGUCGAACGUUCAAUUCUUUUCUCUGUGAACGCGUAGUCGACGAUAAAGCAACUAUUGUGUCUAGAACGAAACGAGGCAAGGGAGUCUACUGGAACUACCGGGUGGGUCAAACAGAAUCCCACUAUAAUCACUCAACACUUAAAGUUUCUCUAAGAAAUUAACACUAGAACUAUUCCCGAUUUCCUUUUAGAAUGAUUGAAAAGCAGAAUUUCAGAAAUUGUUGUGGAAACUGAUUUAGUAAUUCCUGAAUUAACCCUUUGCACUCGAAAGUGUUUCACUUGAAAUAUUCAAUACUUUCCGAUUAGAUAUAGACAAGAUCCUUUAAAAUUAAUCUAUCAAGAAACCGAACAUAAAUUAGGGAACAAAGUUUUCUUUCAAUAUUUCACGUAAUCACGCAGUAUGCAAAGGUUAAUAAUAAAUACAAAAGUUUAUAAUUUUACUGUAUAAAUUCAUCUGACGACUGAGAGUCGCCUAUCGAGUGCAAAGGGUUAACCCAAUUGAAGUCUCAGUAACUACGCAUUUGUGCUUCAAUUUUCAAAAGUCAAUUUGAAUGAUCAUCAUCAAAAUGACUGGUUUCGAUCUUUUUGUUCCGCAAUUAUCGAUAUCUCAAAAGCACUCAAUAUUCGAAAUGAUCUCGAAAAUAAACAGUUUCAUUCGAAUA
Messenger RNA from Nomia melanderi (Alkali bee), 6386 nucleotides. RefSeq names its product Leucine-rich-repeats and calponin homology domain protein (gene Lrch). Gene Ontology annotation, cellular component: cytoplasm. NCBI's taxonomy places the organism in Eukaryota, Metazoa, Arthropoda, Insecta, Hymenoptera, Halictidae. Gene Ontology annotation, molecular function: protein binding. The record is from RefSeq and is a predicted model, not a curated record.